UUCAAUAAUAUGAACGAACAUCAAUAUCAAACAAAACCAACAAAAAUGUCAAUGCCUCAGGUCCUCAGGAUUUGAAUUCCAUUUUGUUUUGAGGUAAUUUUAUUCAAACUACCUUAAAAUUAUUGUACCUACAGAUAGUGCAAUACAUUUUUCACUUAUUGAUCAACGGGCUGCGAUUUAUGAGGGUGAGUUUUGUAGAUUUUUCAUGUGAUGCUGGCCCUGAGUGAUCUAAAGAAAUACUUAAGUAAAUGAAGACAUGAAAUUUCAAAAUUCAAAAGAUAAGUUAAAAGAAGAAAGUGGUAGGACAAAUUUAUCUGAUGAUGAAAAGAAGGAUUUAAACCUAAGUUUGGCUCCGUAUGCUUUGCUGGCAUUUCUUCGGAUUGCUUUAACACUACUUCCUCAGACUGGAUACAUCCAACCUGACGAGUAUUUCCAGUCCAUAGAAAUUGUCAAUGAGGACAUAUUCAACGUCGAAGCAUCACGGCCGUGGGAGUUCAAUGCAACCAAACCAAUCAGAAGUGUUGCAUUGCCUUAUCUCUACGCUGGUCUACCAAUUUACCUCUUACAACUAUUUUCACCAUUUUUCAAGCUAUUUCUAGGAUGGGAUUUGAUUACACCUUAUUUUUUACUUGUCGUACCGAGACUUACAUGCUGCAUGCUGUCAUUUUUAAACGAUUGGAGCCUCUACAAAAUUUGCACCAUUUAUGGACAAAACUACAGAGCUCGGCUGCUUACACUUGCAAGUUCUUAUGUUAUACUGGUUUAUGGAACUCACACAUUUUCAAAUGCAAUUGAAAUGGUUCUCACUUCAUUGUUGAUCUACUUUGUUGCGGACUGUAUGUAUAGAUCUGAUCAGAUUAUAAGCACCGAUGAGUAUUUGCAAGAAUGCUAUUCAAAGACAGCCGACAUGAGAGAGAAGGUUAGAUUGAGCCGUUUACGCAAGUCACUUCCGGGUCACUCAUUCAGUAGUUGUGCCAUCAUUGCCAGUAUCACUGUCAUAGGUGUCUUCAACCGCCCAACAUUUCUUGCUUUUGCCUUCACUCCGAUUUUCUUCUGGCUCCAUCGUGGGCUCGGCUCCAAGAGUGUGGGAUUGUCUGAAUUUCACCUUAGGAUCCUGCUUUUGGGGCUGUGCGCUUUGCCGAUGACAGUGAUCAUGAUAUUGAUUGAUUCCAUUUACUUUGGAUACUUGACAUGGCACGAGAUUUUGCAGAAGAAGGUCAGUUUGGAGAGCAAUUUUGUGAUGACCCCUUACAACUUUAUACAGUACAACAUGUAUACAAGUAAUCUGGCCAACCACGGCCUCCAUCCAAGGAUAACUCAUGUGUUGUUGAACAUGCCUCUCUUGUACAAUGUGUUAGCAUUGGCAGCCUUCUCUGCAGUCACCAGUCUGUUGUACAGAAUAGUGAAGAGGCGCUGGAGUGAACUACCUCGUAUACAGAGCAUCAUCGGUCUCAUGACAUCUGCGUACAUUGUACCCGUUACACUACUAUCCAUCUUCCCUCAUCAAGAGCCGAGGUUUCUGAUCCCGAUAACUCUUCCACUCGUCUUCCUCCACUCUCAGAGGAUUCGCAACGUCAACGAACAGCAGCAGAUCAGCGAGAAACAUGACAAGGGUGUGAAAGUGUUUGUGAAAAAAGAAAUCGCUCACGGGUACAAAGACAAAAUUCUCACUCUGUGGUAUCUGAUCAACAUGUUUCUGGUGUUGGUGUACGGGUUUGUUCAUCAAGCCGGUGUUUACCCACUGUUAGACCACAUCUCAGUGGUCAUGAGAGAGAAACCAAGACUGACCACGGUUCAUCUAGUCACGAGCUUCGUCUACCCUCUACCAGUGUCCUUAUUGCAUUUGAAACAAGGCAGAGUCACCGCUGUCAAUCAGAAAACUGGAAUAAGGUACCAGACUACCAGAGACUUCUUUGCCUAUGAAAUGGGAUUGUCUGAUUCAGUACUGAAUGCCACUCUAAAAGCGAAAUCAGUUAUCGAAGAGUCUGAAGUUAUUUGGCAAGAGAAACGACUGAAAUACAAAGUUUACCUGGCACUACCGACCAGUCGAUUGUCAGAAUUCCAGAUGAUAGCUUUUAAGGCUAACUUAACCUACACAGUGGAUCAGAUAUUCUACCCACACAUCAGCACCGAGCUUAUGCCUGACUUCAGCACCGGACUAUUCACAGAAUGUGAAGACCACACAGCCGAUGUUUGUCGUGAAACCAACAAGUUCUCUCUUGAUUUUGCACUCCAUUAUUUUUCUCACAUUGUGCACCAAUGCGGUCUGGCUUUGAUACGGAUAAAGAUGUAACGUCACUGUA
Messenger RNA from Macrosteles quadrilineatus (aster leafhopper), 2303 nucleotides. RefSeq names its product GPI mannosyltransferase 4-like. The transcript has 8 exons. NCBI's taxonomy places the organism in Eukaryota, Metazoa, Arthropoda, Insecta, Hemiptera, Cicadellidae. Gene Ontology annotation, cellular component: endoplasmic reticulum membrane. Gene Ontology annotation, biological process: GPI anchor biosynthetic process. The record is from RefSeq and is a predicted model, not a curated record. Gene Ontology annotation, molecular function: alpha-1,2-mannosyltransferase activity. Bases 257 to 2293 code for a protein of 678 amino acids.